GGGGUUAAUUAUUGGUGGGUUAAUCAGUAAAGCCAAGUAAGCCGAGGUAGAAAGAUUUGGGCCAGCACAGGGGCUGACCUUAGGAAGCCUUGGGGGUGGCGGGGUUAAGGGAAGGGAAGGGAAGGGAAACCACUCGUCUCCUCCCGCGGCCCGACUUCUCUCAGGCAGGUGGCUUGCCCGCCGCGGGUCCGGCGCUCAUUGGUCCGGCGUUCCAGGAAGGAGGCCCCGCCCCUGGCGCGUGGGGGGCGGGGCAUGGAGCUCCCCGUGUCACCCUCAGUGCCGGGAGUCUCCAGUUUGCGUUCCACGGGCGGUGGCGAAGGCGACGACGUCAACGUCAAAAUGGACAGCGGGGCCUACGGGGCGGCCAAGGCCGGCGGCAGUUUCGACCUACGGCGAUUUCUACAACAGCCGCAGGUCAUCGUUCGGGUUGUGUGCAUGUUAUUUGCUGUGGUCGUGUUCUCCUGCAUCAUUGCUGAAGGCUACAUUAAUUCAUACCACUCGACGGAGCUCCGUUGCAUCUUUAACCAGAAUGAAGAUGCCUGCCGAUAUGGCACAGCCAUCGGGGUGCUUGCCUUCCUGGCUUCAGUCUUCUUCUUCGUGGUUGAUGUCUAUUUUCCUCAGAUUAGCAAUGCCACUGACCGCAAGUACUUGGUCAUUGGUGACAUGAUCUUCUCAGCUUUCUGGACCUUCCUGUGGUUUGUUGGAUUUUGUUUUCUUACCAAUCAGUGGGCAGCCACCAGUUCUACAGCCGUGUUGGUGGGGGCUGACUCAGCCCGGGCAGCAAUCUCAUUCAGUUUCUUCUCCAUCUUCUCCUGGGGCUUGCUGGCUGCCCUUGCCUACCAGAGAUACAAAGCUGGGGUAGAUGACUUCAUCCAGAACUACAUUGACCCUACCCCUGAUCCUGCUGUCCCUUAUUCCUCCUACCCAGGAGUUGCUGGAGACAAUUACCAACAACCACCCUUCACUCAGAAUGCAGAGACCACUGAAGGUUAUCAGCCGCCUCCAGUUUACUAAGCUAAGGCAGCAUGCAAAAGCACAGUGGGGGACAAAAGGAAGGGUAGGCUUGACUUGGUCUUCACCUUGUAGAAAGGGAAAGGGAGGGAGCCUUUGUACACCUUCACAAUGGCAUUCUCUUCUUCCUGUUUGUACUCCAUGCUUUUUCAAACCUGCCAUAUAAUUUGAGGUACUACUGCCUUCCUUUAAGGAGGGAUUGAAAAAUAAUCUGCCUUUGGACAGAGCAUUUUUAAAAGACAGUUUUGAAUAGAAGUGUUUUCUCACUGCUUUCCCCUUUGCUUGGGACAACUAUAGAAGUGGAUAAUCCCAACAGUGCUAUUUACAGUGCCUUAUAUCUUCCCUUCAUCCCAGGGGACAAAAACUUGUGAUUUCUGUGGUUCUGGCAGUGGCUGCUUAGAAUUCUCAGGUCCUGCUGAGACAUUCUGUGAUGCUUUAUGCGUGUGGGUGUGCAGGGUGUUUGUAUGCCUUCAUGCUUAUGCCUUCUGUUAAUAAUGGUGGGCUCUGAGAUAUAGUGAGCUCCCCAUCUUGAUUUCCCCAGCACAUAUACACUCCAUUGCUCUCAGGUCUGUAAUCCUUUUAUCUGGGAUUAUUCUCUUGAUCCCUGUUCCUUUCCAACUCGGAGGAGAAAGUGAGGACCACUCAGGCAUUUAGCCCUAAACCCCUUGUGGUUAUUGCUGUAUUCUUCUGGUUCUCCUGUCUUCCGAGAUUGCUAAUCCAUACCUGGUCUGGUGCCAGGGUCUACCUGGGGGUUGGUGACAGCAGGGGCAGCAUUGCCUAGUCCUUGCUACAGAAAUCCUGGUAGUUGGGAGUGGCUUUUGCCUAACCUGCAAGAUCCUGCUUUGUGUAAAUAUUCUUCCAUUGUUAAAAUAUAAAAUGUGAGGCAGAGCAAGAAGGCAUGCCUACCUUGCAGCCCCUGGAUGAUUCUGAAUGUAUUAAAAAGCCAUCAGAAAAGAACAUCCAGAAGACUUUGCAUUUUGUUAAGUUGGUUUGGAGAUGGAAUAAAGAUUAUAUAUAUAUA
Molecule: messenger RNA, 2032 nt
Organism: Antechinus flavipes (yellow-footed antechinus)
Lineage: Eukaryota; Metazoa; Chordata; Mammalia; Dasyuromorphia; Dasyuridae
Gene: SYNGR2
Product: synaptogyrin 2
Exons: 4
Coding region: 253-1014 (253 amino acids)
Cellular component (GO): synaptic vesicle membrane; neuromuscular junction
Source: RefSeq, a predicted model, not a curated record